UGCGUCUCCCUUGCUUGGGGCUGACUUAGGUGUGGCCAGCAUUGGUGGCAAUGGUAGAGGCAGCAGCACCAGCAGCAGGCCGAGGCAUGAGGGACUCAGCCGGCCAGCCAGUGGAGCCGAGGGCUGGGGACUCACGGAGCCGGAUCUGUGCGGAGCGCAAGGAUGGGGGGCAGCCCUGGAAGAAAUUUGUAUAUGUGGAACCUCCUCGGAGAGUUAAAGAAGUGCUCGAAGAAGAGCUUUGUUUCCGGAGAGAUGAGUGCAGAAUCAAGCACCCUUCAGAAGUGGCUCUGGAAGGAAUCUGGAGCUUGAAAAGGAAUUUCCCCGUGGGUGGCUUCAAGCUGGCAUCACAGACACCAAGCCACGUGCUUCCCCAACCGAAGUACUACUCCAGGCAUACGGUGAUAACAAGACAGCCCAUCUGAAAAGCGGCAUCUCCCCUAAUGGAAGGCGCAAGAACAAAUCAAAAUUGCCAUUGUUAUAUAUUUUUUUUGUCUGCAUGAAAAGCACCGUACUUUAGAACUUGUAUAAUAGCUUGUAAAAUAAACCGUAAAGCUCUGCCUCA
Sphaerodactylus townsendi is the source of this 562-nucleotide messenger RNA. RefSeq names its product linkage group 04 C11orf97 homolog (gene LG04H11orf97). NCBI's taxonomy places the organism in Eukaryota, Metazoa, Chordata, Lepidosauria, Squamata, Sphaerodactylidae. The transcript has 4 exons. Bases 51 to 422 code for a protein of 123 amino acids. Gene Ontology annotation, cellular component: ciliary base. The record is from RefSeq and is a predicted model, not a curated record.